This is a messenger RNA of Oncorhynchus masou masou (cherry salmon), 415 nucleotides long. It is a transcript of the gene commd3, whose product is annotated as COMM domain containing 3. The transcript is spliced from 4 exons. Gene Ontology annotation, biological process: sodium ion transport. The record is from RefSeq and is a predicted model, not a curated record. The annotation marks the transcript as partial. NCBI's taxonomy places the organism in Eukaryota, Metazoa, Chordata, Actinopteri, Salmoniformes, Salmonidae.
UCUGCCACCACCUGCAUACUGGAGGGGGUCAAACAAAACGUGGACAAAUCCACUAUAAGUAUAGGGAGAUGCCCUCCUCAUAUCAACGACGUGUCAUGGCGCCUGGUGUACCCUAUCAAGAACGGGCAUGUGCAUAAGGUCAACGAGCCAUCCUAUCUGUUUUCAUUAAACGUUGAGGAUUUGGUGGGAAAGAUAAAAGACGCUGCCAAGAGUCUUGAGGGCUAUGCAGUUGAGCCGAGCCUGCUCGAACAGUGGAAUCCGGUUUCUCACGUGAUCUCCUCUGCUUCCUUCAUCUCCUGAAAGCACUGAAGUUCAGCGAUUUCAAGCGGCGUUGAUAUCCGCUUUGUAUUUUAUACUCAUUUCAUUCGUCAUUAAAUAUUUGUAUCCGUUCAAUGAUGUAGGCCUAUUUUUGUCA